Molecule: messenger RNA, 1883 nt
Organism: Aspergillus caelatus
Lineage: Eukaryota; Fungi; Ascomycota; Eurotiomycetes; Eurotiales; Aspergillaceae
Exons: 2
Coding region: 27-1883 (618 amino acids)
Source: RefSeq, a predicted model, not a curated record
UGUAUGCCACAGAAGUCCAGGUCGCGAUGCAAGUGGUACAGGCGUCAUUCAAUAGCGGUCCUCUUGAGGCUCCUCGUUUGUACCAGCCACUGGCCAGCCGAGUGGUUCAGAACUGGGGUGCCCCAAGUGCGGCACCUGUUGCAAACAACGGCUACAGUCAAAAUGGGCAAUAUGGAGGGACAAGUGGCCAGGGUUCCUGGGGCCAGAGCUGGGGACAAGCGCAGGCUCCUGGACAAGCAGAGUCUCCUGGACAAGCACAGUCUCCUGGACAAGCGAAGGCUGUUGGACAGAGCGUCGCUGUACAAGCACAGGCUGCCAGUACUGCGCUUCAGCCAGUUGCAACGGAAGACAGCGGCCAAUACACCUGGAAGCCCAGCAUCCAGACACCUCAGCUGCAGACGAGCACCCAAAGUCAAGCGACAGGCACUCUCAGUCAAUCGAUGACCACGAGUCAGACGAUGAGCACUACCAGCCAGACGACAACUACCAGCCAGACGACAAGCAGUACGAGUGACACAACGACUACCCACAGUAAAUCCACCAGUACCAAGACUCACCCUACAACACUCGAGACUCGCGUCAGUCACACGGCGACCCCUACGGCAGCUGAUCUCGGCCCAACGAGCACCGGCACAGGCCAUAAUGCACCUAGCAAGCUCGACACCAGUGGAUAUGCAGCAAUUGCGGUUUGCGCUGUGGUUGGACUUAUAGCCGGGUUUGUCCUUUUUUCGUUAUACCGAAAGCGGAAACGAGCCACGGCAGCAGCCAGAGCCAAAGAGCUCAGAAAAAGACAUCAGGGACCCAAGUCUGGGCAUUUGGAAACAAACAAUAGCCUGAAUACCCUGCCCCAACUAUUCCUAGCAAGCAAAACAGCACUAUUCAGUGUGGUCUCUUUGCGUUCAUCCAACGAGAAGGACGACGUGAGCAGCGAUCGCAGCGCAGAGGAGAAACAGAUAGCGUCUACUCUCCAUGCUCAGGAUAGGAAGUCCCAUCACGCCGCAGUGAAGGAUGUCAAGACACCGGAAAAGAACCACGGUGAUAGCGCCAGCAUUUCCGACGCCAGCACUGUCGCUGGUACCCCCUCUCGUCAUCCAACGUUCCGACCGCCUACUGAACUCAACUACGAUGAGUGCAGUUCAUCUGACGAUAGCACUGACGAUGAGGCAAGCGAUCGCCGUCCUGGAAUUUACCGGCGGUUGACAGAGCGUGUCGCAAACAUUCGACCAGCCCUCUCAAAAAACGCCAAACGAGGCCAUCGCCACUGCCGUAGCGCGCCCAACGAAAUCAUUGUCGAUGGGAUCACAUCGCACCGUGUCGAACUGAAUGAGCCCCAUCAGAACCAUAACCAUCGCCGUCGUAGUACCCCUGACGAUUCUACUGACCAUAGUAUACCCUGCCACUCUCCUGGACUUCGCCAGUCCAAACAAAGACAAAGUAACAAUGUGUCUCGCAGCACGUCAGACGAUGAUAUGGACCAUGUCACGGACAGCCCCAAUAUUUCUCGCAGCACGUCCGGGGACGAUAGCGACCGUAAUACCUCAUUUCAGCGCCCCCAACUUAAAACCAGGGGAAGCUUUAAGGAGGUUGUCACCGGUCUUGCAAAAAUGCCCAGGAAAGCCAGCAGAAACUCGAUGUACAAAGGAUCUGCUUCAUCCUCAAUUGAAGAGAAGGAUCGGUCAGGGGCGAAGCUCUCGACGAUUCCUGAUGACGAAGACAAGAGGAUUAUUGCCUCCUAUGCCCCUUCUACCUUCAAGACAUACAACGUCGACAUGGAACACACUCCUGUCAAUGAUACUCAGGUUAAACUGGCUGUUGGUCAGUCGGUAACGAUAUACCAGGUCUAUGACCACGGUUGGAGCUUGCCUCUCGAUCUGGCCCACUAA